CUAACCGAAGAAAAGUUUCACUUAUCACUCGAGUAGUAUCACUCGACGAUUUCUUGCAAAUUAACGCAUCAACUGAGGAUUUCUUGCAUCCUGAUAAAGACUAAAGACUCUCAGAGACUGACGACACAACCAACUCCCAUCAUGGAAAAUUGUGCUGAUCCGAUCGCCCUGCGGGAUCACGACUACUGCAGAAGAAAAAGAGUCUCCGAACGCCGGGCAGAGAGAGCAGGGUGUCCGUGCUGCGGAGACGACCAGGUGCACCACCACUCUGCUCCCACUGCCAACCCUCCCUCCUCUGCUGAACAUCCAGAGGUGGUGAAUUGUCUUCCCAGUCCUCAGUCCUCCACCUCAGCUGCUGACGUGCCUGGGCUGCUGGAUUUGGUCCCAACAUCUUUUGCGACCAUCCCACCUGACGAGCUGCCGCUGAUCUCCAAAGUGUCCCCCAUCCCCCAGUCCUCCUCCGCUCCACUGCUCCAUGACAACGACCCUGUUAGGAUCCACAACCACUCUGUGGAAGACUACCAGAAGAUCUACCAUGAAGUGGUAGACAAUAUGCUUCACUACAAGAGUGGCCGGGUUCGUCCGUACAGUCUGGAGCUUGGACGUUGUAUAAAGCAGAAGCUGUGGGAGCGACUGAAUCGUCCCUCAUUCACGUCCUCAGUUGGUGAAGACGGGCUGUAUUUUACAGGAACCUGCACCGCCGCCUCUACCGGACGAUUCAGACAAAGUGCUGCAGCCCGAACCUCCACCUCCAGAAUCUCCCAGCAUCCUGCAGCCUCCGCCUGUCAUCCCGAGAGCCUUUGGAACAUCAUGAAGACGAGAAAAUUAGCUAUUUUCAUCAUGCAUGGAGGUGAGAAGAUUAUCUGCAUACUGAUACCGAGGAGGAACUAUCCAAUUUCCAUAAAGACCUAAGUGGCAGAGCAGAGGCCAGAGACACUCUCAGUAUGGCCCUGGUGGACUUCACAGACGUCCUGGAAGAGGAUCUCUCCUCUGGUUCUCUUCCUGAUGCUUCUCCCACUUUUUCCCUGUUAAAAGUUUUUUUGGGGGGAGUUCUAAGAUAAUUCUUUCUACGAGAGCUGUACAUCAGAGAUGCUUGUUCCUCCUCCUCAUCCUCCAUGUUCACCUCCAACUGGUGCUCUUCUCAAAGCUCAAUAAAAAUCCAUCAAUCUCUACAUU
This is a messenger RNA of Sebastes umbrosus (honeycomb rockfish), 1176 nucleotides long. RefSeq lists its product as uncharacterized. The coding region runs from base 142 to 912 and encodes 256 amino acids. The transcript has 7 exons. Lineage: Eukaryota; Metazoa; Chordata; Actinopteri; Perciformes; Sebastidae. The record is from RefSeq and is a predicted model, not a curated record.